Effrenium voratum is the source of this 4983-nucleotide messenger RNA. The record is from the annotation of a GenBank genome assembly. Lineage: Eukaryota; Dinophyceae; Suessiales; Symbiodiniaceae.
AUGGACGACUCGGACUACUACCAGCUGAUCGGCGUGGACCGGAACGCCACGCUGCACGAGAUCAGGUCCAAGUUCCGCGCCAAGGUGCUGGCGGAGCAUCCGGACAAGGGCGGGGACCCCAAGAAGUUCCAGCUGCUCAACAAGGCGUACAACGUGCUGACGGACACGGAGAAGAGGCGGAGGUACGACAAGACCGGGCGCGCCGAGAAGACGGCGGAGGAGGAGUUUGUGGAAGGCUUCGCAGGCGGGAGACAUCACUUCGAGCCCAGAAGCAAGGAACAGGACGAGAAGGCCAUUGUCAGCUUGCAGGAUCGCAUCGUCUCUGGCAGCCAAUCCCAUGAGGAGGGUUUUGCUGAGUGGCUUCGUCAAAGAGACCAACAGGCCAUGGUGCUGACUGACAAAGACUUCAUGAAGACACACCUCUUCAAUGCUUCCGAGCUGGCAACUAAGAUCAAUCACCCUGGCCCAGUUCAGCAUGUGCUUGGGUCUCCCAAGACCGAUGCUUAUGGUCAGGCUCUGGGAGGAGCUGUGCAGGUGCAGGUCAAGCCGCGACCUUUGAAGAAGACCAUCGAUCAUGACGAGGUUUUGGUUCGGAUGCUUGCGGUGCCGGUUGACGACUCUAUGGUCUACGCGGAUCUGAAGAAAACUGGGGUCUGCCUUGGGAUGACGGGUGUGGGAAGAGUGGAGCAGGCGGGCACCCGAGUGGAGGACCUGAAGCCGGAGCAAGGCGUCAUCGUGCUGCCGAAGCCCUCCAAGUUCUCCUCCGCCCACCCCAUCGGCACAGCCCGAACGCUGAUCACCUGCAGCGAGGAGGACCUGCUGCAGAUCCCUGCAGAGAUCUUGGAGGAGCUGACGCCGGAGCAGAUCUGCCUGACACCGACCAUCGUGUGUGCCUACACCGUGCUCGAGCAGUUUGGCUCCAAGCUGAAGCCCGGGGACUCUGUCUUGCUGAACGCAGCGCACCUGUCUGCCUCGGGCUCCGCCCUGCUGCAGCUGUGCAAGCUGCUGAAGCUGAAGCCCCUCUGCAUGCUGUCCCUGCCCGGGUCCCCGAAGAUCCUGGCGAAGGGCGAGUACGGCUCCAAGGCCUCCUGGGCCGAGGUGGAGACGCGCGCGCAGGCGCCGGCCGCUCUGCGCCAGCAGUACGAGCGGAUCAGCGAGCUCUUGGUGCAGAUGGGAGCGGAGGAAGUCUUCCCAGAUGCCGUGGCUCUGCUGCAAUGGCGGGACCGGAACCAGAGGAUGCUGCCCAAACUGGCCCUGGACGGCAUCGCCACACGGGACUCCUGUGAGCAGCUCAUCCACUGCUUGCAGUCCGGCGACAAGGACGCACAGAUUGUUGUAUAUGGCCACGGAGUAGCUCAACCUCUCGAGAUCUCCCCGCCAUUGCUGGCAGCGUGGGGUGGCCGCAUUGUCGGCUUCAACAUUGCCAGAUGGGUGCACUCCUUAUCAGCCAACGCCAAGAAGAUGAUGGCAGUCAUGGAAAACGUCACUAAGUUGGUCCGGGCCAACAAAUUCGUGCUUGACACCGUGAUCUACAAAGUCGGCGAGGAUGCCAUCAGCGAUGCGUUCUCCCGAGCUGCCGAUGCAGCCGACAACACCCAGGUGGUCCUCAGCUUCCCCACUUUGCAAGAAGAGAUGUCCCUGUCUGCCAUGGAGCAGAGGGCAGAGAAGGAGAAGCAGGCGAAGGUCAAGGAAGAGGAGGCGGCCAAGAAAAGGGAGGAGGAGGAACGGGACAAGCUGAAGUCCGAUUGGCUGAACCUGCUCUUCACGGACCAAAGCGUGGCUGCCAUGAGCCCAGAGGGACCGCUGCCCACCGUGUUUGAGGGAGGCAACACCAGCUCGCCAUCUGCGCUGCUCGUUUGGAUUGGCGAGGAUCCAAAGGCGGAGGCUGCAGCUGUUCGGGAGAUUGCUGCUCAAGCUGGCAACGCGGCGUUCGUUUCCCUGGCCUGGUCGGAACAUCAGGCUGGCGAGGCAUUUGUGGAGUUUUCGCUCAAGGCACCAGAAGUCGUGGAUGGCUCAUUCUACCUCCGGAAUCGUGCUGGCUUUGAGAACCAGGACUUGGAUUUGUUGCACGAUGUGGAGCUUCUGGGUCGUUCCUUGGGAGAAACCAUCGAGCCAAAGCUGGGAGAGCUUGGAUUGGACUGGGACAAGGUCGUGAUCCUCGGCUUCGGCAAGGGUGCCGGCAUUGCCCUCUACGCGUCGCUGCUGAACAUCUUCCCGAAGCAGGUGUCUUCCCUGGUGCUAUUCAGCCCCAUCGUCCUUUUCCCCUCUUUCCUCGCCCAGAAGAUGGAGGCGCUGCGAAAGGCGACCACAGGGAAGAUGAAGGUCUUCACAGUCUGGGGAAAUCGCAACAGGUCUACGCCGGGCACCUACCGGCAGCUGCUGGCGCAGACUUUGAAAAAGGCGAAAGACGUGCACUGCACGCCGGACACCAUGCCAGAUGCUGACCACUCCUUCGAUGGAAAGAGUGUGGGCGUGCUCACAUCCAUGUUGCCCUUGUGCCUCCCACGAUGUGAGAACAUACUCCUGGAGCCCAAAGAGUCUGGCUCAGGCACCUUGCUCCUGGAAAAGAGCCAAGCCUUGUCGCUGGCCACACAAUUUGGCCAUUGCGUGUUGGUGCCCUCUCAGGACCUGGCCUUGGCGUCCGGAGUCUUGAUCGACGCCGGCAACGCCGUGGGGCAUCCCGUGGGGCAUCAAGCUGAUCAGCCAGGCGAUGGGGCCGAUGGGGCCUGGGUGUGUGUUGGCCCCAACGAUCCCGAGCCACGCUUGGAUGACUUGAAGGCAACCCACUUCCGAUUGGAGGCACACCUAAAGUCCGGCCGUUCUGUCUUCGUGGAGAUGGCGUGCCGUGACGGCGCACCACAGGCCUGUGCUGGAGAGCUUCCAGCGACGGGCUCUGUGAUUAGCCUCGGCCCCAAGGCCUCCGUGGCCUCCAAGACCUCCAAGGCCUCCAAGGACUUCGCACCGGGCCGCUGGGUGAGGCUGUCCCAAAAGUGCACGGCCGUGCUGGAACUCUGUGGAGACUUGCGCGGAUACUGGAUCUUUUUCGGAGGCAAGCCGCAGGCUGCUCAGCCCAAGGCAUUGUGCCGCGCAGUACAAGUCUUCGAGCCGCAGCGCAGCAGCUUGGCGGAAAGAGAGCGUUGCUUCCUGCACGACGCUGUGGUGGGCAAGGCCAAUCACCGGGGCUUCACUGGACUCACAGUACUGCACCGGGCCUGGGCGCCAGAGGCCGCAGGCUUGCCCUUGCAAUCUUCCGGCAUCAAGGUUUACAGGGAGGACGAGGUGGUCGUGCAGCGCCUUGCAGAUGCCGAGUUGCGCUGGAGGAUCCUGAUGAUGGAUGAGGAUCCCUUCACAGGUGACGAGAGCGAGUCUCCGAGGCCGGAAGCAGAGGCAGAGGACGUGCCUGAGAACUCUCAGGUUACUACGAAGACUUUGAAGCGCCCUGUGCCUGCCGCAGAGAGCGAUGCCAAACGCAGGAAGGACGGUGCCUCGGGCGAGGAGCGGGCCAAAGAGAAGGAGAAGGAACGAGAGAAGGCACGAGAGAAGGACAAGGAGAGGCAGAAAGCAAAGGAGCGAGAGGAAAGACAACGCCUUCAGGUGGAACGACUUCAGAAGGAACGCCAGAGGGAUCGGGAACGAGCCCGGGAGAGGGAGCCCGCAAGAACUGGCGACCGCGACAAGGAGUGGGAGGUGGAGCGCGCACGGGAACGACAGAAGGCUCGAGAGCGCCGAGACGGGGAGCGCGAAGAGCGUGAGAGGAAAGAGCUGGGCCGGGAGAAAGACCGCAAGAGGGAGAAGCCGCAGGAGCCAAAGAAGCACCUGGAAAGGAGCCAUGCAUUUGACAAGCAAGCCACAGCGGAGAUGCCGAUGGUUGGCGGCUACCGAAACUUGGGGCAGACGCUCCCUGCUGGCGCGACGGCUUUGCUGGCCGCUGCAGUGAACCAGGCGCGGAUCGAGCUGAACCCAGAAGUGGAGACCUUCCUUUCGAUGAACACAGUAGAGGCUCAUGCUGCGAGCAAGCUCCGAACCUUGCCGCGAAAGCUGCAACGCCAAGUUCUUGACAGAGGCUCCUUAAUGGGUGCCCGUGAUCCGUCGGCAGUCUUGAUUUCUCGGGUGCGUGACGCGAUGAUGUCCUCAGCGCAAAGUUUGCCAUCGAUGCCCAUGGUGACCAUGACCUUACCCAACGGCCAGCAGGUGCACCCAGCAGCGGAGGCGCUGAUCCUGCGCCAUGGCCUGGACGCGCAGUGCGCGCAGCAGCUGCGGCAGCUGCCGCUGCAAUUGCAGGCGGUGGCCGCAGAGCUGCCGGUACACGAAGCCCGGAACCCCUCGGCCUUCGUCAUGGCUCAGCUGCAGCUGCCGAAGUUUAAGCAAGCCGCCAGGGCCAUGUGCGGGUCUCAGCGCAAGCAAGUUCUCAGUGAAGUGCAUGUGAGCGGAGGCCUGGUUGUGGAGUUGAAACACAGCUACACUGCGCUACUGCGCUGCUGCGCUACUGCGCUGGCGCAGGCACCUGCUCUGCCACAUCCGGAGGUCGAAGAGGACGAUGACGACGUGGACGGGCCUGGCGUCAGGACGCUGGAGAUGGGAGUUCUGAUGCAGGGGUACGUUUACAGGGCAGCAGUAGAUCUACCUUCGAACGGCCAAUUAGUGGAGGUGGUGGGGCCUCUCCCUGCCGGCAUUGAAAUCCUGGUGAAGGAUGAGGGCAGUCCAGAGCAUCCUGCAGCCUUGUGGGUGGAGGCGGAGCUGAAGCAGCUGGGCGUUUUCUAUCACGGCCUGAUUGUCAGAAUUGCUGGCGGCGAGUUUGCAGAGGUGGUAGUGAAUCUGAAGGCAUGUGUCAUGGGUCCCAGAGAAGGGCGCCCUUCCAAGGUUUACCACAACGUGGAACUCAUAAGAGCAUUGGCUCGGGAGGAGGUCCAAGACAACUCCGAGGGCAGCGCGUUCAGAAGAGCGGCGCAGCUCAUGGCCGAGGAUGAUGAAGACGACGGAUAA